AUGGGCACCGAGCGCUAUGAGAUGAUGAAGGAGAUCGGAUCGGGGAAUUUCGGCAUGACGCGGCUCGCGAAGGACAAGGUCACGGGCGAGCUCGUGGCGAUCAAGCUCAUAGAGAGGGGCGAGAAGGUGGACAAAAACGUGGAGCGAGAGAUCCUCAACCACCGCAACCUGCGGCACCCAAACAUCGUCGGCUUCAAGGAGGUCUACCUCACGCCCACGCACCUUGCCAUCGUCAUGGAGUACGCCGCGGGAGGCGAGCUCUUCGAUCGUAUUGCGAAGGCGGGCCGGUUCAGCGAGGAGGAGGCGCGCUACUUUUUCCAGCAGCUCGCGAAUGGUGUCGCGUACUGCCACAAGUCGGGCGUGUGCCACCGGGACCUCAAGCUGGAGAACACUCUGCUCGACGGCUCGCCGCGGCCCAAGGUCAAGAUCUGCGACUUCGGGUACUCCAAGUCCGCCCUGAACGACUCCGUGCCGAAGUCGACAGUCGGCACGCCGGCGUACAUCGCCCCCGAGGUCCUCAAGAAGAACGCGUACAGCGGCGAGACGGCGGACGUGUGGUCGAUGGGCGUCACGCUGUACGUGAUGCUGGUGGGCGCGUACCCGUUCGAGGACCCGUCUGACCCGCGCAACUUCCGCAAGACGAUCCAGAAGAUCAUGACGGUGAGCUACUCGUGGCCGUCGUACGCGAGCGUCACGCCGGAGUGCAAGGACCUGAUCAAGCGGAUCUUCGUCGCGGACCCCACGAAGCGCAUCACCAUGGACGGCAUCCUGGACCACCCCUGGUUCCAGAAGGACAUCGAGCUGGCGAUGAACCCCGCGCCGAGCAACAGCAAGGAGACCAAGAUGGGCUGGUUCAAGAAGCUCACCAACAAGGGCAAGGCCGCGGAGGAGGGCGCGCCGGAGAACCUGCAGACGCCGGACGACAUCAUCAAGAUCGUGGGCAUGGCGCAGUCCGUGGGCGGCGCGCCGAAGAAGGGGGGCAAGGAGCUGGACGACGUCGACCUCAUGUCGACCGACAUCUGA
Molecule: messenger RNA, 1023 nt
Organism: Pedinophyceae sp. YPF-701
Lineage: Eukaryota; Viridiplantae; Chlorophyta; Pedinophyceae
Source: the annotation of a GenBank genome assembly